Molecule: messenger RNA, 1314 nt
Organism: Caretta caretta (loggerhead turtle)
Lineage: Eukaryota; Metazoa; Chordata; Testudines; Cheloniidae
Gene: C23H19orf85
Product: chromosome 23 C19orf85 homolog
Source: RefSeq, a predicted model, not a curated record
GGCCGGCCUCGCCCAGCCUGGGGGCUCUGCCUGGCAGCCCCGUCCCCCAGGAGCUGGGAUGCAGCAGGGCGGGAGCCUGUCCCUGAGCUUCCUGCCCCCCCAGCAGGUGGUGCUCCACGGGCGGGGCCGGGAUCUCGUCACCUUCGUCACCGUGGCCUCAUCCCACAUGAUGCGGACGCUGCAGAGACCCCACAAGAGCCGCCCCAGCAAGCGGCGGGUGAACCACCGCCGGUUCCUGCACAACCAGAUCAGCAGGCGAUUCGCUGACAUUGAAGCCUCGACACACCGCCUGGCCUCCUCCAUCCUGGCCCAGGAGGUCCCAAGGGACCCCGCGCCCCUCACAGCACCCCGGUGUCCAGACCCAGAGCCUCCCGCCCCAGCUGCCAGCUCCUUCCUGGGAGUGGCCGAGGCCUUUGUGGCCCCAGAACCAGGGCCUGGCUGGGGCCUGAGCGUGGCCUCCCUGACCCCUGACCCCAGCGAUCUCUUUGACCCCAUCACCGGCCCAGAAGAUCCAGGGCUGCCCCCCAGCUGGGCCCCAAUUACCCACAGCUCCCUGGGGCCUAGCCAAUGUCCCCUGCCCUGGGACCUCCUGCCCACCCUGGGCUUGGACAGUGCCCCACUCUGGGCCCCAGAUCCCCCUGGCUACCUGCCCCCCAUCUCCCAGGGGUACCCUGUCGGAGUGGUGCCAGAGGGGUGGUAACCACAGCAACCCCCUUCCCCCAGCCGCAAGCUCCUCCCCCAUCCCCACCCCUCCCCCUCUGCGGGAAGUGGGGGACCCCACCUGGCAGGCACCCCACAAGCGGAUGCAGCAAGAAGACCUUGAUGGGGCAUGCUGGGCGCUGAGCUGACAGAUGGUGGGGGACAUUUGGAGACUGCCAGGAUACCCUGAUCUGGGGAGGUCCUCUUGAGUUUGGGGGUACUCCUAAAAUUUGGGGAUGCCACGUUGAUCUGGGGAAAAUCCUCUUGAAUUUCAGUGUGUUGCCUUAAAUUUGGGGGUAUCACCCUGAUCUGGGAUAUCCCCUUGAAUUUUGAGAGUGUCUCCUUAAAUUUUGGGGUGUCAGAGGUAGGGUGUCUCCUGGAUUUGGGAUUCCCACCACGCAUUUGUGGGGGGCGGCUGGCCUUCUGAGGUGGGCACAGUCUGGUUUUGGGGUGUCACUCCUGUUGGGGGGCAUUGUAGAGCUCUCCAGGUUUUGGGGGGAUCUCUGAAGUGACAGAUUUGAGGGGUGCCUCCCAUGUCCCCCCAAUAGUUGCAUGGUGAGGGAGGGGCUCCCUCUUUUUACCUGCCCCCACCUCCCAGAAGCUGAGCCACCCUGG